Molecule: messenger RNA, 1386 nt
Organism: Fusarium musae
Lineage: Eukaryota; Fungi; Ascomycota; Sordariomycetes; Hypocreales; Nectriaceae
Exons: 5
Coding region: 1-1386 (461 amino acids)
Source: RefSeq, a predicted model, not a curated record
AUGGCGCGUUUUGUGGAUUUGGAGGAGGACGAGGAUGUUGGAGCGGGCCCUGGCGGCUUUACCGUCAACGAUCCUCGUGCCGCUUCUGCACCUCAUCAUGAGGUCGUGCCGCCUAUUCCGCCUCCUGGUCCUUUUCAUCAUGACGACCCCCAGCAGAGUGAGCUUUCUCAAAAAGAUCAGCAUCUUCUUCUUCUUAGGAAACUCCAGUUGUUGUCUGCCAACAGCCGGAAUGGACCUUGGCCUCAUUCUUUGUAUAACCCAGAGCCACUAGGCACCAUGGACUCUUCUACCUUUCAGGCGCCUAUUACCAACGCCUUUCAGUGUUAUCCUGUUGUCGAAGCCAUUGCAGCUUCCAUCGACCUUAAUACCCUCGAUGCUCUUUCGCGUACCUGUCGACUCAUCCAUCAUGGCCUCAUUCAGUACCGUACUACUCUGAUCAACUCUACCCUCCACUGCCAAAACGAAGAAGUCCCCGUUGAUGGCUCCGAAACCUUUCGCUACCGCGCUCGCGCUGGUAAUUGGUUCUACAUGGAAGACGGGCGCAGUUACAAUGGAAAAUCAGGCGACUGCGCUCGCGAUAUGGUUGGCAAGUGCCGUCGAUGCGGCGAUGUGAUAUGCCGGAACUGCGCCAUCAAGCCACCGGCUUCCGUCGCCCUCAAGGAGAGGCACAGGAGACUCUGCAAACCUUGUGUUCACGCACCUAUAGCCACUCUUAUCAAGGCGCCAGUAGAUUCAGAUGUACCACUGUCAUCUGAGUUGGUGUCGCGAGACGUUUAUCAUGACUAUCAGCGUAACCUUGCUCUCUUACUGACCGAUGGGCUUAGUAUAUGGCGCUGGCGAAACCAGUACGGUGAGGUCCUCGGCGGUCUUGGAACAGGCAUUGGCGAGGGCGUUCGUGGCGUCGUAUGUGGCCGCGAAGAAGAUUGCUGUGCCGCCAAAGAAGUCGAGCAUCAGGUAGAUUGCGACGCCGAGGACGCCCGGGACGGCAAUGUGGCUCCGACUCCGGCUCCGCAACAAGCUCCGGUUGACGCACUCAUCGACCAGCUCCGUCUUACACAUGAGCGCACACCAUCGCCGUCCCUUGGCCCUGGAUACCUUCGUCAUGAGAUCGAGGGUAUUGGUGGUGUUGUGAAGCGCAAACGUGUUCGCAUGGUGCGUGUUGGACAUUGUGUCCCUGAGUGGGAUGAUGAGCGCACCAGCGGUAGUCGUAUCCUCGGCCGAGAGGUUAGAGGAGAACGUCGUUCGUGGUGCGGUUGGUGUAACCGUGUGAUUCCUGGUGAAAAGGAUCUCUUGAAUGAGCCACCGUCUUCCUCGUCUUCAAGUGCUGGAGGAAGCCGCCGCACAUCGACGUCGACUACUAGAUCGACUGAGAUGAAGUUGGAUUAA